This is a messenger RNA of Conger conger (European conger), 1476 nucleotides long. RefSeq lists its product as uncharacterized. The record is from RefSeq and is a predicted model, not a curated record. Lineage: Eukaryota; Metazoa; Chordata; Actinopteri; Anguilliformes; Congridae. The transcript has 4 exons. The coding region runs from base 1 to 1476 and encodes 491 amino acids.
AUGUUACAGGUGAACCCUGACCCCUCCCCGGGGCACGCCUCUCCCCCUCCAUCAGCACACGGAAGGCCUCCAGGGCAGGUGGUCCAGAGACCCGCCGGCUUUCCGCGGCGAGGUAACCGCGGUAACCUGGGGGAGGGACAGCGGGUCUCCGCCCCGGUGCGGAUUAAGCACGCCCCGCUGCGUGUACGCGCUGCCCUUUCCGCGCUGGCGGGCGACCCUCGCUGCGUAAUUAACCGCGCCCGUUCUCUCUCCAUCGUCCCGCCAUCGCCCCGGCGGCCCCGGCUCUCCCCGCCCAGGGUCGCGGUCAAACCCAGGCCCCGUCGCCGGGGUAACGGCCCUGGCUCCGCCGCGGACAACGAAUGCGACGGGAAGUCCCGAAACUACCGCCGUGUCUCCGUGUGCUUUUACAGCAGAGGUCGAGUAGUCCAGGGAGGCCGCUGGGGCUGUUACAGGGAGGCCGCUGGGGCUGUUACAGGGAGGCCGCUGGGGCUCCUGUGUGCGGGAGCGCGGGACACACCGGCCGUGGCCGCAGGGCCGCUCGCUCGCUUGCUCUUCCCCGGCGCCGCCAGGCAACACUCUCUGCAGCGCGGCAUCGUUCGCCAAUCUGUGCCCGACCCGUCUCUCCCCUGGCCCGUCUCCCCUGCCCGUCUCCCCUGCCCGUCUCCCCCCGUCCCACCCCAGCUCUCCCCCCGUCCUGCCCCGUCUCUCCCCUGGCCCGUCUCCCCUGCCCGUCUCCCCCCGUCCCACCCCAGCUCUCCCCCCGUCCUGCCCCGUCUCUCCCCUGGCCCGUCUCCCCUGCCCGUCUCCCCUGGCCGUCUCCCCCCGUCCCACCCCAGCUCUCCCCCCGUCCUGCCCCGUCUCUCCCCUGGCCCGUCUCCCCUGGCCCGUCUCCCCUGCCCGUCUCCCCUGGCCUGUCUCCCCUGGCCCGUCUCCCCUGGCCUGUCUUUCCCCUGCCCGUCUCCCCUGGCCCGUCUCCCCUGGCCUGUCUCUCCCCUGCCCGUCUCCCCUGGCCUGUCUCUCCCCUGCCCGUCUCCCCUGGCUUGUCUCUCCCCUGCCCGUCUCCCCUGGCCCGUCUCCCCUGGCCUGUCUCCCCCCGUCCUGCCCCAGCUCGUCCCCCCCAGCUCUCCCCCCGUCCCACCCCAGCUCGUCCCCCCCCAGCUCUCCCCCCGAAUGGAAGUGGCUCCGCUCCAAUCCCAGCAAUCUGUGGCCGGCCGGUCCCAACCCAGCCCGUCUCCCCCCCCAGCUCUCCCCCCUGGUCUCCCCCCCCCGCUCUCUCCCCCCCCCCCGAAUAGAAGCCCCCCGCUCCGGUCCCGGCAGAGCUGGGGCACACUCCGCUGCACGCUCAUCUCGUUCCCGACCUCGUCGAAAAUCGGCGGCGGUGCAGUCGAUGCCAAUCCUGGCACCGUCCACAGCUCUGGGACCACCGGCUCAGAUCACGGCGCGAGCGACAAGCCAGCGAAGCACCAGCGGCGGUAG